CUAGUAGGGUCAAGCCCCUGAAAGAGGUCAUGCUUUCCAUAGUUUCUAGCGUAUGUAUUCCACUUAAAGAUGUGUGCUGUUUUAAACAGCGCACCAACAGGAAGUGUACAUUUACGAUGCACCGGAAGUCGGAACUUUUUUUGCGCGGGAACCUCUGCGCGGGAACAGUGAGGAUGGGCGCGUAGCGUGUGACUGUUUUCCCGCUCAAAUUUAAUUUUUCGAUGUUUUUUUUCGUUAGUGUAUCUUGCAGCCAUGAAUACUAUGAGAUAUUAAAGUGAAAAGCUAGAAAACAAGGAGAAAGCGCCCACAAACUUAUAUUCAUAGAAACAAGAAGAUAAGUGGAAGGAAAGGAAAAAAAAUUCUCUGAAAAAGAUAUGGCAGCAAACAUUUGUAAAUUCAUGAGAAGUGUAAAGCACUACAAGACACGAAGAACAAAUAACAAGAAAACACAAAAUGGAGGACGGAAGGAGUUUGGUGCAUUUGGAAUUUUCUCAUUAAUUCCUCAAGAAAUGUGUUUUCGUGUCUAUGCAGCAUUGCCACUGGUAGAACUAGGCAACCUUGCCCUGACUUCCAGGGCUUUGAGAGACUCUGUCCUCUUCUAUCUUCAUACCAAGCAAGGAAUUGUUUCCAUAGUACCAAGGCUGCUCGAUGUCCCAUCGAGGAUAGAGGAUGAGCUUAAAGGAACAGAUCUUGCGGGAAAAGCAAUUCAAUAUAUGACACAUUUUGGUGAGCUUGGUAUUCUGACUAAAAGAGUUAGCUGUCUUCUUUCUACAAAAGAACGUUUAAGAGAAGUAGGCAUCAUCCUAGACAAGCUGAAAGACACACAUAUGGAGAUAUGCCUUCAAUUUGGCAGUGACUUUGCCUAUAGCUGUUAUGGAGAGUUUCUGCAUGUCUUUGUGGCUGGGUGGGAAGAUGAUGAAAAGCUCAGGGCAUACCAAGCUAUUAAAGCUGGUGCAUCGUGUCUUGAUGAGCGCAUGCAUAAGGUGUUACACACAGCGCCGGGCUCCCAUCCUUGGUUCGAGCGCUACAUCCGUGUCUUCUGCCGAGAGAUAUUUCUGGAUAAGGCCUCUGAUCGUCAAGAAAAGCUCUUUUGGUUAACGUCAAUUCUCAAGCCAUGGCCUAUUGUUUGCAAAGCCCGUCUUCUCUAUAUCAUCUAUGGUCCGGUGUUUAAUGAAAGUGGAUUCAUUAACUGGGAUAUUAUGACAACGUGCCCAACGUUCUACGGCGUCGAGGAUGCAGUUUUGCGUGAGCUGUCAGAAGCUUUGGAGAUACUGGACACCGAGCAUUCUUCCAAAUGGAACGAGGACGAUCUUGUUAGUGUAAUCGAAGAGCUCACAGCAAUACCCAGUGACUGGUGCCUGGAGAACAUCGCAAAGAUGCUGAAACUAUGUGGCGAUUCUAUAUCAUUUGCUGUACUUGGAAGCAAGGCUGUAAAUGGUAGAGUCCACGAGCUGUCCUACCUCGGAUAUUACACUGCGCAGGCUGCUGGUCAUGACGAUAUGGUGAAUGGAAAAGGACGCAAGAUAGAGAGUUUCAUGUCCCUCAUCAAACGUUUGUUAGCUACAAUGCCUGGCUACAAGAACAAAAUAUCGUUUGCAACAUCCUUGUUCAACGUGUGGGAAGAGAAUGUCCUCACACUAGCGGAGGAGAUGCAAAUCGCUGGCGCAGGUCGUGAUGAAUCGCCGGAAGAACAAGAACAAGCUCUCAUAUCCACCGUGCAUAGUCUUUCUCGGGUGGCGGCAUUCUUGCUAAAAGACUCUAUACUUUAGUGCACAUAUUUUGGUUGUGUAUGUACAAUUCUUUCCAUCGGGAGGAUAGUCUCGUCCGCGCUAGUUGUAAUGGUUCUUUCUCAGCAAUAUGUGAAUUUAUUUCUGAUAUUUUAUGAUCUUGAAGGUAUUUAUAUUAUGCAAACCUAUCUUAUUAUCUUUGAAAGUUGAACAACAACAACAUGCAGUUGACCGUUAUGUAGGGACGUUAGCUCUAUUAUACUCGCCCUUGCUUCGAGAACGAAUUCCCCGGUUUUAUCAGGGUCAUAAAACUCUCGGUAUUUUUUUUGAAAAUUUAACCCUAUCCCCCCUUUGUAUAUUUUAAGUAGUACGGUACCGGAUGCUGACGGACCCCCUCCCCCCGCAUUUUUAUGUCAAGUGACCCGGAUGAUGUCGUCCUUGUUAUUUACAUUCUGCAAUUUUAUACAAUACACCAAAAACUGGAAUUCGACUCUGCCAAAUUUUUGUUUUUAAUAAGACUUCUUCAGGGCAGACCCUUCCAGUUUUUGGUGUAUUGUAUUCAUUGUUCUGGUACGAGAUCGCUACAGUUUGGGCUUUUUGAUUCUAUCAGCAAUUUUAUACAGUAUAUAUAACCUAUUCUAUCUAUAUCACAACCACAAGACAUAUAUCUAUGUCUUGUGGCUGUGAAGAAAGAAUGUGUAAAUUAUUAUAAUUAUUAUUUGUAUUUUUCCUUACAAAAUAAAAUGAAAAUUAAUGGUU
Molecule: messenger RNA, 2486 nt
Organism: Nematostella vectensis (starlet sea anemone)
Lineage: Eukaryota; Metazoa; Cnidaria; Anthozoa; Actiniaria; Edwardsiidae
Product: F-box only protein 47
Exons: 9
Coding region: 375-1769 (464 amino acids)
Source: RefSeq, a predicted model, not a curated record